UUCGUGCAGUUGGUUCGUGCCAUGGUUGAGCAAAUCCUUCCCAACCGGCUCCGGUUAUACAUUAUCAACAAACUCAAGGACUACUUCUUCCCUCCUCUGAGCUCUGAAGACAUGACUCUAAUGAUCAACCUAUACUCUGCCUCUCGGAUGACUGAAAACCAAGUCUAUGACGCUGCAGAGGUCUAUCUUGCAUCCAAGAUCAAACCCUCCGAGAAGCUCCUCCUAGUGAGCAAAAGCCGUGAUCAGAAGACCAUCAGUUUCGCCAAUGCGAAACGUGACACCAUCAUCGAUACAUUUGAGGGGAUUGAGCUCAAGUGGAGCCAUUUCUGCCCCUCAAAGAGAUCAGAUGCUGUUCAAGAUGACUAUGAGCCACAAAAACAUCACUUUAACUUGACGUUUCACGCCAAACACAAGGCAAAAGUGAUGGAGUGUGAGAGGGUAUUUGUUGUAUGGUCCUCCGGGAACUGGCAAAUCAAGCUUGAUAGCAGCCAUGGCUAAUCAUCUCAAGUUUGACAUAUAUGAUUUGGAGCUUUCUAGUAUUUCUAGAAACUCAGACUUGAGGAGUGCGUUUCUCUCUACUUCAAACCGUUCUAUUCUGGUAAUUGAAGACAUUGAUUGCAGUGUGGAAGCCAAAAACCGGGGUGCAGCUGGGAUGUUCAUGGGGAGUAGAUACAAUAGACCACCUGAUAUGAAGUUUACACUCUCAGGCCUACUCAAUGUCAUUGAUGGUCUGUGGUCAUGUGUUGGAGAUGAAAGAAUUAUCAUCUUCACUACUAACCACAAGGAUCGGCUAGACCCUGCAUUGUUGAGACCUGGACGUAUGGAUGUGCACAUUCACAUGUCCUAUUGUACUCCAAGCGGGUUCAGGAUCUUGGCCUCUAACUACCUUGGCAUUCAUGAGAACAACCCUCAUCACCUCUGCGGAGAAGUUGAAGGGUUGAUACAGAGCACAGAGGUGACCCCUGCCCAGGUUGCUGAGGAGCUUAUGAAGAGUGAUGAUGCUGAUGUUGCUCUUGAAGGGAUUGUUAAUUUUCUCAAAUGCAAGAUAGAGGCUGAUAGCAAGAAAACAGAGGAUGAAGGGACUAAGGAAGCAGAGACUUUCGAAGAAGAGUCGGAUUCUGGAUUUUAGAGAAAGUCAGGCUAGUUUUAUUGGGUACCAUUAGUAUUAGUUCUCAGCUUAGGAGCAGAAUGAGUU
Molecule: messenger RNA, 1195 nt
Organism: Fragaria vesca subsp. vesca
Lineage: Eukaryota; Viridiplantae; Streptophyta; Magnoliopsida; Rosales; Rosaceae
Product: probable mitochondrial chaperone bcs1-like
Exons: 2
Coding region: 491-1129 (212 amino acids)
Molecular function (GO): ATP binding; ATP hydrolysis activity
Source: RefSeq, a predicted model, not a curated record